This is a messenger RNA of Aedes aegypti (yellow fever mosquito), 363 nucleotides long. RefSeq lists its product as uncharacterized. The coding region runs from base 1 to 363 and encodes 120 amino acids. The record is from RefSeq and is a predicted model, not a curated record. Gene Ontology annotation, molecular function: nucleic acid binding. The transcript has a single exon. NCBI's taxonomy places the organism in Eukaryota, Metazoa, Arthropoda, Insecta, Diptera, Culicidae.
AUGAUAUUUCCCAGGGCUCGAUUGACCGACAACUUGAAGAAAAGUGCUCCACCAGACACGAAAUUUGUCUGCAACUUGUCUAGUUGGAUGAUGAUUAAGGAGUUCAACAACUGGUUCGAGCAUUUUCUACAGCACACUCGUCCAACGAUCGAUAAUCCGGUCCUAUUGAUUCUGGAUGGACACAACUCACACAUCAACAACCUUACGUUCGUCGAAAGAGCCCGAGAAUCGUUCGUCACAGUUGUGUGCUUGCCUCCUCAUUGCAGUCACAAAUUACAACCUUUGGAUAUGAGUUUCAUGGGGCCGCUUAAGACCUCUUUAUCACAGGCGAUUGAGGAUUACCUUAAAAUCUCAUCCGGGUAG